AUGCGGACUGCUGACAGGCUCUCCUACUCAGAGGUAGUCGGCGCCAUGUUGGGCAGUGAUGCUUUGUUAUAUGUUGCGGAGGGGGACUCCGCCACCUACCGUCACAUAUAUUUGAUGCCUCCUUUGACGGAAGCUCGUAUUCCGAUGAUGAGACCUGCCGGUAUGUCAUCCUCGGACCAGGCUCAGGCUCGAGCUACAGACAUCUCUUCUUCUAGCAGGGCUGGCGCAUCUAGAGGUGGGAGUAGACCAUUUCCUCCGACUCCGUCGAUUCAUCCUCAUCUGGGAUGGCCAGAUAUGCCUACUGAGUUGAUGGCGUGGCAGUAUGGGGCUAGCUCUCCGACCCCGAUCCCACUAGAGCCUCCGAUGCCCAGUGAUCGAUACGCCAUUGAUCCGGACUCACCGCCGCCAUCGCGAGGGUACAUGGAGGAGAUGGUUGGGCUGGUGGCCACACUCGAGGGCAUGGUCCUACGCAGGGAGGCACAGUUGUCUGUCGCGGGCAUUCAGAUGCCUUCUUGGUCCGGUCAGCCACAGACCAGGCCACCUGGGCCUCAUUGGGGAGUUGGGCCGUCUGAGCCUUUUCAGGGGGCGGGGUCAUCUCGGCCUUCCCGAGGAGCCGGGCCAUCUAGGCCUUACCGAGGAGCUCGAGGGGGGCCUGUCCGCAGACGCAGGGCUCAUGUUGUGGAGGUGGAGCCUGAUGAGGAGGAGGAGGAGGAGGAGGAGGCUACCGACCGUCAGUUCGAGACAUCUGUUGAGGAGGGAGGCUCCGGUUUUGGCUCGGGGAACAGAGGCGAGGCUGAGGAGGAUCCUGAGGAUGACAGUUCCGACUCAGAUGAUGGUGUGGAGGUCGUCCCGCAAAAGAGGACGAGGCGUGCUUCUCAUUCCCGCUCCCGAGGACUUUGA
Molecule: messenger RNA, 900 nt
Organism: Camellia sinensis
Lineage: Eukaryota; Viridiplantae; Streptophyta; Magnoliopsida; Ericales; Theaceae
Source: RefSeq, a predicted model, not a curated record